This is a messenger RNA of Carassius carassius (crucian carp), 4974 nucleotides long. Its product is annotated as FH1/FH2 domain-containing protein 3-like. Gene Ontology annotation, molecular function: actin filament binding. Gene Ontology annotation, biological process: cardiac myofibril assembly; actin filament network formation; sarcomere organization. The record is from RefSeq and is a predicted model, not a curated record. The coding region runs from base 313 to 4923 and encodes 1536 amino acids. NCBI's taxonomy places the organism in Eukaryota, Metazoa, Chordata, Actinopteri, Cypriniformes, Cyprinidae. The transcript has 26 exons. Gene Ontology annotation, cellular component: cytoplasm; cytoskeleton.
UACUGCAUCGCUGUAGACAUCAGUCAAGGCUGCAUAUGUCCCGUCCCGUCUGCAGCAGUCUGCCUCGGCACCUUGUCUGCCCGGCAUGCCCUUGGAUAUUACCGGCCCUCCUCUUGCGAGAAGUACUGUGGAAAUAUAGAAAUCACUAAACACUAACAGAGAACAUCGCAGUAGGUCCGAGCGUACCUGGAUUCUUGACACUUUUACGCUGCGUCUGUCUGAUCUAAAGGUUUUUUUGUGGGUCUAUAACGUUACUUUUUUUUUUUUUGUUGUCGUACCGACUUUUCCCAAAUCGACGUGUAUGGAUCUACCAUGGCUACGUUUGCAUGCAGGGUGCAGUUCUUAGAUGAUACUGAUCCAUUUAAUAGCACGAAUUUUCCGGAGCCGACCAGACCCCCACAAUUCCCAUUCAGAGAGGAUAUUCCGCUCAUCAAUCAGAUCGCUGGAGUUCACAGACUUCUGAAAGCCCCACACAAGCUCGAUGACUGUGCUUUACAGUUGUCUCAUAAUGGCAGUUAUCUGGACUUGGAGUCCACCUUGGCUGAGCAGAGAGAUGAACUUGAAGGAUUUCAGGAGGAUGGAGGGAGAGGAAAGAAACACAGUAUAAUUCUGAGAACACAGCUGUCUGUCAGAGUACAUGUCUGCAUUGAAAAGCUCUACAAUUCGACCGGACGUGAGCUGCGAAGAGCACUGUUCUCUCUCAAGCAGAUCUUUCAGGAUGAUAAAGAUUUGGUGCAUGAGUUUGUGAUAGCUGAAGGACUCACAUGUCUUAUUAAAGUGGGAGCUGAUGCUGACCAAAACUACCAGAACUACAUCCUCAGAGCUCUUGGGCAGAUCAUGCUGUAUGUGGAUGGAAUGAAUGGGCUUAUCGGACACAAUGAAGCUGUACAGUGGCUUUAUACACUGGUUGGAUCAAAGUUCCGGUUGGUUGUUAAAACUGCUCUGAAGCUGCUGCUGGUUUUUGUGGAAUACACUGAGUCCAAUGCACCUCUACUCAUCCAGGCUGUCAACACCGUGGACACCAAGCAAGGCUGUAAGCCCUGGUCCAAUGCCAUGGAGAUCCUAGAUGAGAAAGAUGGAAUGGACACUGAGCUGUUGGUUUAUGCCAUGACCCUUAUUAACAAGACAUUGGCUGGGCUUCCUGACCAGGACACGUUCUAUGAUGUGGUUGACAGUCUGGAGGAGCAGGGCAUGGAGGCCGUGGCCAAGAGACAUGUAAACAGGAAGGGCACAGAUUUGGACCUAGUGGAACAGUUCAAUAUCUAUGAGUCAACACUUCGUCAUGAAGAUGGUGAUGAUGAGACACAGCCUCCUCCAUCCGGACACAAAAGUCGGCGUCGGGCCAGCCUAGGGGACACUCCUGAGAGACGGGGUGUAGAACGUCGCCGCAGCCGAAGACACUCGCUCCAAAAUGGGAAAGGCCACACUUCUGCUCCUUCUUCCCCGUGCCACAGCCACACACCCAACAUCCUGCCCCUCAAUGGCCAGAGGGUUGACGAUAUCAGUGAAAGAGAUGAGGAAGAGGAGGAGAAGAAUGAGGAGCUUCAGAAAACAGAGCUCUAUAGACAGGCAUCCGAAAGCAAUGGCUACGCAGGUACGUAUCCUGGCAGGUCAUCUGGGGUGUCCAGUGCCCCCUCCACACCCUAUAACCGCUUCGGCCCCUCAGGAGGAACACCUGCAGACAGUAAGCCCGACAGGUCUACUCUUGGUGGAUUGUUAACCUCCUCCUACAGGCAGCACCAGGAGUCUCUCAAUGCUGAACGUGAGCGGAGGCGCCUGGAGAGAGAGGAGAGACUUCAGCGCAUUGAAAGAGAGGAGAGAAGCCGUUUCAAUCGGCAUUAUGAGGACAAGAGAGAAGAGGUCAGACAAGCUCGAGAAGAAAGAUAUAAGCAAUUGGAGCAGCUGGCAGCAGAGGAAAACAAAAGGGAACGGCCAAGAUCGACAACACGGGGGCGAACAGAAAUCACCCUCAGCCUGAGUUCACGAACCUCCAGCAGUUCAUUGUCUCGUUCUGCCACCCCUUUGACUGCCGAGGCUCAAGAGGAUAAAUGCUCUGUUCUAAAUCCAACACGAGGAACUGAGUCUGAGGCAAGCCGUCCAGUGCAGGCAGCAGUUGUGUGGCCUUUCUCAGAGCCUCCCUCUGCCUCAGUGCCUGUGCUGGUCUCGCCCUCCAAACCAGAGGAGGAGCAGAGACCGGUGGAAACGUCAGACAUCACACUCUCUCUGUCUCCAGCAAACUUUGAGCUAGUGAGACCUGAAACAGAGGAGAAAGCUGAGGAUGAUGAAGCUGAAGACUGUGAGGAAAUGGUGUUGAGUGGAAUGGAAGAUGAUAAGAAAGAAAAACCAGAAGGAAACUUUGAGGAAGAUACUAAUGGAACAGGUACAGAGGAGUGUGUGAGAGAGCAGAUGUUAGAGAGGGAUGUAGAGGAGAGUGCCAUCCUGAGUGAGAAGGAAAGGCAGAAUGAGGAGCUGAAUGAGAAAGAUAACUGCUCUGCCUCCAGCAUAUCCUCAGCCAGCAGCACUCUGGAGAGAGAAGAACGGGAGGAGAAACAUGUCAGUGACAAUGACUCAGGCCAGUGGGGAGACUGUAUGAAUACAGUGGAUGUGAACGGUCAGUGCAACAAAGUUCUUAACAGCAAACGCUUCAUGCUGGACAUGCUGUAUGCUCAAAACAAAAAUGGAGAGGAAGAUGAGAAAGAAAAGGAGAAUGAGAAUGAGAAAGGGUGUACAGUGCAGGACUCCUCUGUGACCAGCCUCGCUAGUCGCAUCUGCACUCUGGAGGCACGUCAGCAAGCUUGUGAGGACAACAUGACGAUAUUAGAAGUGAAUCAUCUGGAUAACCAAGGGAGCGUAAUGGCUGUGGCCGAGAAAUUUGGAGGUUUGGUUAAAGGACUGGUAUUGCCUCAUGAGGUGAAGCAUUCUGGGAAAGAAAAGCAGCAUUCAAAGGAAAAACCUCUGCCGGCUCCUUCACCAACAGCCCCUAAAAAGGAGUCAGACCACAUAUGGGACCAGCUAAUGGCCACACCACGGGAGCUACGCAUUAAAGAGCUGGACUUUACAGACUUGGGUGAGGAGGAUGAUGUGGACAUUUUGGAUGUCAGUAACGUGAUCGGGUCAAGUGACCUCACGCUACCUCCUCACCCGUCGCCCUUCUUUCCUAGCCUUCCGCCCCCGCCACCUUUAUUUGGAUGCCCUCCACCUCCCCCUAUCCCUUGCAUGAUGAUGCCCCCUCCACCACCUUUUUUGGCUUCAGUACCAUCACCACAUCUCGUAUCUCCUCAACUUAGUCGAGGAGAAUCCCCGCUCUUCCAGAAGAAGAAGAAGACCAUCCGGUUGUUUUGGAAUGAGGUCAGACCUAUAGACUGGCAGUACAGCAAUCACAAGAGAUGCAGGGAGUCACUGUGGUCCAAUCUUGAUCCGGUCAAACUGGACACAGCCAAGUUGGAAAACCUCUUUGAGACAAAGUCCAAGGAGCUGCCAGUUACAAAGAAAACAGCUGCAGAUGGGAAGCGUCAGGAGAUCAUCGUUCUGGAUUCCAAAAGAAGUAACGCCAUCAACAUUGGCCUGACAGUUCUGCCACCUCCUCGUACCAUCAAAACAGCCAUCCUCAACUUUGAUGAGUAUGCCUUGAGCAAAGAGGGCAUAGAGAAAAUCCUGACAAUGAUUCCUACGGAGGAGGAGACGCAGAAAAUUCAGGAGGCCCAGCUGGUGAACCCUGUCACUCCACUAGGCAGUGCAGAGCAGUUCCUCCUCAUUCUGUCCUCCAUCAGUGAACUGUCUGCCCGCUUGCAGCUCUGGGCCUUUAAGAUGGAUUAUGACACUCUAGAGAAGGAGGUAGCAGAGCCACUACAGGACCUGAAGGAGGGCAUGGACCAAUUAGAAAAGAAUAAGACCCUGCGCUACAUCCUUUCAACUCUGUUAGCUAUUGGCAACUUUCUCAAUGGGACCAAUGCUAAAGGCUUUGAGCUGAGUUAUCUAGAGAAAGUUCCUGAAGUGAAGGACACCGUUCAAAAGCAGUCUCUGCUGCAUCACGUCUGCUCCCUCGUCGUGGAGAAGUUUCCAGAGAGUUCAGACCUCUACUCUGAGAUUGGAGCCAUUACUCGCUCUGCUAAGGUUGACUUCGACCAGCUGCAGGAUAACCUAUGUCAGAUGGAACACCGCUGCAAAGCAUCCUGGGACCACCUGAAAAUAAUCGCCAAACAUGAAAUGAAACCAGCCCUUAAGCAGCGCAUGUCAGACUUCCUUAAAGACUGUGCAGAAAGAAUUAUCAUCCUUAAAAUUGUGCAUCGCCGCAUCAUAAACAGGUUUCACUCAUUCCUGCUGUUCCUGGGCCACCCGCCGUACGCGAUACGAGAGGUGAGCAUCCACCGCUUCAGUAAGAUUCUGAGUGAAUUUGCUCUUGAGUACCGCACCACCAGAGAGCGAGUGCUUCAGCAGAAACAGAAACGAGCCAAUCACCGCGAGAGGAACAAGACGCGGGGCAAAAUGAUCACAGAGAGUGGGAAGUUUGCAGGAACUCCUCUGGAGGGUCAGGAGUGUCAGCCGCAGGGUUUGGGCUACACGGAGGACGCAGCUGAACAUGAGCAGAUGACUGCUGUGCUUCGUACCAGCCUGCAGGGCGGCGAUAGUCCAUCCUCUGUCCUCCCCGGCCUCCGCACACGGACUCGAGCCACUCGAGGCCAUACAGCACUUUUGUCUGCUGCAAAUGAAGACACUUCUAAUUGCACAAAUGAUCCAGCGGAUGAGAUCAUGGAACGGAUUGUGAAAUCAGCCACUCAGGUCCCCAGUCAGCGCACACAGCCCCGCGAGAGGAGACGCUCCAGAGCCAACCGCAAAUCCUUGAGAAGAACACUGAAGAAUGGUCUUACGCCGGAGGAGGCGCAGGCGCUGGGGUUGGCCAGCAGCUCUGAGAUUCAAGUGUGAGACAGCAGCCGCUCAGGGUCUCUAAACACACAUGAGCUGGAGAAGGUCACU